AUGCAUGAUGAUUUAACUCCAAUAUUCUACCCCAAGUUUCUGCGACAGUUGGGUUUGCUGCCGACCUGGCAGUUUGGCGAUGUGUAUGGAAUGGACCCCGAGCUUCUGAGCAUGGUGCCCAGGCCUGUGUGUGCUGUCCUGCUGCUCUUCCCUGUCACAGAGAAGGUAGGUCUGCUCCAGCAUCUCCAAUCUAGUGUGUUUGUUUGACUUAGGCUAUUUAGUAGAAAUCAGUCACAGCUGGUAAGUGUAAAGGUUGGUAACCUGUCUUCUACACUAUGCUAAAAAAAUAUACUCUGUUGUCCUGAUUGAUCAACCUGUGUUUUCAGCAAGUGUGAAAUGGUAUUUUACACUUGAAAAUGAUUUGACAGUCAAAUAUACUGGUACACGCAUGUAGAGUUGUGGUGUUUGCCGGCAUUCACCACACGUGCAUUCUGCAAUAAUUUUGUAUUUUAUACAUUUAUUUAUUAACAUUCUGGAAUUGUUAAAAUUCCAGAAUUCCCCAAAAAAAGUAACUACAGUAGAAUAUAAUCAAAAGAAGAACACACAAGUUAGGAAAACAACAUGACACACUUUCCCUCUCCUCUGCCAUUUUUCAGUACGAGUCUUUCAGGCUGGAGGAGGAGGCCAAGAUCAAGGCCCAGGGCCAGGAGGUCUCCCCAGAUGUCUACUUCAUGAAGCAGACAAUCGGCAACGCCUGCGGAACAAUAGGCUUAAUUCACGCUGUGGCCAACAACCAGGAGCAUCUGGAAUUUGGUACGUGGCUGUCACACCCUGGGUGACGUUUCCCCUAGGUACAGAUCUAGGAUCAGCUUCCCUCCCCCCAAUCCCUGUGGGGGAAAUGAAAAACCCUACAUCACCUGUCACAGGGCGGAUGACUGUCCUUAUUGAGAUGGCGAGGGUCAAAAUGGCAUGCUCACAGUUUGGCAAUGUCAAAUGACUAGUCGAGGAUGGCUUUGAUAAAUUAUUGAAAAAAUGAGGAUAUGAAAAAUGUCAUUGCGUUGUCGUUCCGUAAAAUUAUUUCACUAAUUUAAUCGUGCAAAGGAUUUUCCUGUAGUGGCAAGAUUAAUUUAGUCAAUCAAUUAUUUGCUAUCCCUUUUCCUUUCUUUGCCACCAAAUGUUUGCAUAUAGCCUACUGGUAAUGUUACCAGGGCCACGUUCAGUUGCAAAACAUUCUCGAACAUUGCGUUAUUCCUUAUUCAACACGUCCUGCUGAACGCGCCCCAGGUUGUUAUCUAUAGCUAGCUAAUGAAGUAACAUGACUGAACAAGGUGUAGCCUAAACAAAUGGUUAACGGUCCGAUCCACUUUAUGAAUGUAAAAUGCGGCCCGACAAUGCGCGAUAGAAGGAAAGAAAACAUAGUUCCGGUAUUAUGGAUCAUAUAUUUUGAACGGUAAGGGCUAGAAUCAAGCCAUGUUCUCUGAGGAAAAGAGGGAGACUUGGCUACGUUGGUUACAGAACCUGGCUAUGAAAUGCAGUGGGGAAUGUUAAGCGAGACUACAAGUUCAAAGACGGCCUACUUUUCUAACUCAAGGGAGAGAAAAACAUAGCUAGACUGUUGUUUUUACGAUUAAACUCAAUGCUACUAUUGUUUUUAAUUUCGUAAAGCAGCUUGUUUCUUAACCAGGCAAAGGGUAGCUAACUAGAAGGCUGGGGGUGACUGGUUAGCUACCGGGAAGCAAGAGUGUCACCUGUGCCAGGGUGUGCCUAUAAUAAUCUGAGCCGGAGUGGAGCCUGUCUGCCCACAUCCAUCGCUUGCUCCCCCGCAGCUCACCAGCUGAUGUAGUCUGUGUGUGGCGCUUCCUUCCCACUGCUGAACACAACUGCGCAUCUGUGCUGCCAAUAUUAAUUGUGCUUAUCAAUGAAAAGCUCUCAAUCUCUCCCAAAACUCUUGUCCAGUCCACUUAGUAGUCAGAUUUUAGUCACAGAGAUAAUUUCAUCUCUUCUCGUUUUAGUCAACUGAAAUGAAAAUUAAUUUUCAUUUGGUUAUAGUUUUUUCUGGGUCUAUUUAGUCAGUUAUUAGUCUCGUCAAUUGCCACUGAAAAGUAGGUGUUUGACAAAAAUGUUAGUCACUAUUUCUGUUGAUGAAAUAACACUGCUCAGUGGUAUAACUUUCUGUAUGUUUCAUGCUUAUCUCUACUCGUCCUCCCAGAGGCUGACUCUCCACUGAAGAUGUUCCUGGUACAGUCCACUAAACUGAGCCCAGAGAACAAGGCCACCUUCCUGGAGAAAGAUGAGGUAUUUCCAUCAUAAUCUUCAUCAUACAAAGAUGAUAAUUUAUCAGAUUAGCACUAGUGCUUAGCUUGGUAGUUACACCAGGGUGUGCCUAUAAUAAGUGGUGACCACGCUGACAAUGCACUGAGUGGAUGGUGUCAUUCUAGCCAUGGGGAAAUUAUGUGAUUGAAAUUAAAUUGAAUUAUGUUUUCUUCCUUUACAGAGCAUCCGUGUUACACAUGAAUCCAGUGCACAGGAAGGACAGACUGAGGUGAGUAUUAAUUUUAAGGGUUUUCUUUUCUAAAACAACUUAAUUUGAGUUGAUUUUGAACAUGGUCAACGGCAGUCAAUAAGUAACUCCAGGGAGAACUUUUUGAAAGAGCGUGAAAUGGGGAGGUACUACCUAAACUUGUCCUUUGCAAACUCUUCUUUUCAUUUUCUAUUUGCCCAUACUGAACAUGACCCAGUUGUGCGUUUGAAUUACAUUCAUUUUGUCGACGGGCAUAACCUUUAUUUUUUGUUUUAUAGGCACCAAGCUUAGAUGAAAAAGUGGACUUGCAUUUCAUUGCUUUUGUGAAUGUUGGGGGACAUUUAUAUGAACUGGGUAAGUGAAACACCCCUUUCCACUUGAAAUGCUUUGUAGUGAACAUCUCACUAGCAGGAAUAAGAUACACAGAAAUGGGUUUGGUAACACUUCUUAUGAAUAACCUCUUCAAAAUGUCUUGUAAGCACAUUUAUAAUGCGUUUGUAGCCGACAUGAGGGGUAAUUUCCUUUUGGUCUAAUGGUGAAGACAUUGGUUUCUCCCGUGGGAGACCAAGGUUCAGAUCCCGCAUGUGACAAUGGCGCCCAACGUGGGGUGGUGUCUCGUGGGGAGGCUCAUGGUCUCGUGAUGAGGUAGCCCAGCCUGUGUCUUCAAAAUCAGUCACCCUCAGCCCAAGGGGGAAUUUCCUUCAGAUCCCGUCCGUGACAUGUUCAUUAAAAAUGUGCUUAUAAUGCAUUAUUAAGAGGGUAUUCUUAGGAAGUGUUACCAUGAGUUUUCUAUGCAAAUAAUCCACAUUACAAUGGGAUUGUUCUAUCAGACUUGCUCAGUCACUGCAGUGUGAUAUUGAUCAUGUGCUGCUGGAGCACUAUCUAUAGCAUUUGUUUCUCAUCUUGUGUUUUCUCUCAAGAUGGCCGCAAGCCUUUCCCUAUUGCCCACGGGAAAACAUCAGAAGUCCGCUUCCUUGAG
Molecule: messenger RNA, 3440 nt
Organism: Coregonus sp. 'balchen'
Lineage: Eukaryota; Metazoa; Chordata; Actinopteri; Salmoniformes; Salmonidae
Source: the annotation of a GenBank genome assembly